Messenger RNA from Drosophila yakuba, 2193 nucleotides. RefSeq names its product calcium channel flower (gene fwe). Gene Ontology annotation, cellular component: membrane. The transcript is spliced from 5 exons. The record is from RefSeq and is a predicted model, not a curated record. Gene Ontology annotation, biological process: vesicle-mediated transport. Lineage: Eukaryota; Metazoa; Arthropoda; Insecta; Diptera; Drosophilidae. The coding region runs from base 157 to 735 and encodes 192 amino acids.
UAGACUUCAUUGGCUAUCAGAAUCGCGAUCUAGUUCGGUUCGUGUGCACCAGAACGCAAAGUACAACAGGAUUUUUUCGUUCCGUGUGACGUGAAAAGUGCACAUAGUGUUUGUUCGAAUUAGUUUAAGGCUAGUUAACUAACUAAACAAAUAGCCAUGUCGUUUGCGGAAAAGAUAACGGGUCUGCUGGCACGGCCGAACCAACAAGAUCCAAUUGGACCGGAGCAGCCCUGGUAUCUCAAAUAUGGAAGUCGAUUGCUGGGCAUUGUGGCCGCCUUCUUUGCCAUUCUCUUCGGCCUGUGGAAUGUGUUCUCCAUCAUCACUCUCAGCGUAUCCUGCCUGGUGGCUGGCAUCAUUCAAAUGGUGGCAGGAUUUGUGGUGAUGCUUCUGGAAGCGCCCUGCUGUUUCGUCUGCUUCGAGCAGGUGAAUGUGAUCGCGGAUAAGGUGGACUCUAAGCCCUUGUACUUCCGGGCCGGGCUCUACAUUACCAUGGCCAUUCCGCCCAUAAUUCUGUGCUUCGGACUUGCCAGCUUAUUCGGCAGUGGCCUGAUCUUUGGCACUGGCGUGGUCUACGGAAUGAUGGCGUUAGGAAAGAAAGCUUCUCGAGAGGACAUGGCCGCCGCUGCCACAUCGCCCACACAGAUGGCCGGCAGUCAGGCGGGCGGUCAGAUGCAGAUGGGCGGCGAUCAGCAUAUCACACUCAUGGAAGAUCCCGAUGUCUGGCGCCCCACAUAAAUUCCUAGCCGCGCCAUUAGUAACUGCCAAGAAACCACACUCAGAUACAGAUAAAGACACAGAUACUCAGAUACAUCCACACACAAAACACUCCACUAGAAAUGCGAACGAUGCAAGAAUUGAUCGAGUAACAAAUAUUUUACGGCGCCUAGUUUUUAGUGUUCGUUCCGAGGAUAAAUGUAACUAAAUGAAGAGGAAAAUCACUACAAAGCAGCAUUGUAGGGCAUCAGAGAACUAGUAUACAGAACACCCCACCAAAUACAAAAUUAAAUUGACCGAAAUUCUCAUUACUGUUGAAACCGAGCGUGUUAUCAAAGUGUAUUUUGGACAAAUGCAUUUCCGUCAUUCGUCCCCUUUUUGCAUGACAUUCGUAUUCAUAUUACAAUUUUUUAGUAACUUUCGUCGAGCGGUUGGUGUUGUUGAAAACUACAGUUAAAUAUAUUAUAUGCAUAGAGAAACUACUGAUAACAAUAACGUAACUCACAUGUCAAGCUGCAGCAAGCAUAUAUUUUUAGUGAGAAACUAUAUUUGAAAGCUAACCGAAUGCAAGAGAAACCUAUAAGUUAACCACAGCUUCCACACACUCACACACAGCUAAAGCUAAUGAAAAGCCACUGAUGAUAUGGACAAGUGAAUGUCGAGAACCUAGAGCAAUAUGUACAACUCAGAAAGUAUUAACUUUAUAUGCUUUGCUUCGAUGUAAACCAUAAAAUUAAAUGUUAAACGUUAUUUGAGAAUCGAUUUGCUCGCAGGAUAGUCACAAUUUGAAAUUGAACAUAAUCAAGCAUACAAAUAGAAUAUAUAUAUACAACAAGUUGAGAAUUUACCAGUUAUAUUUUUAAAUGUUGUAACCGAAAAGUGUCCAUUUCAAUUUGAUGCAUUGUUAAGCGGUUUCCUUUUUAUACAAUUACUUGCUUAAUAGGUUUUCUUUUUCGGGUUUCGUAUGAUUUCUUGUUUGCUAAAAGUAUAUGCUUUUUUUUAGUAUACCUAAGUUAAUUAUAAGUGUUUAUUCCAAUCGUUUAACUUUGAAAGUCUGAGAAUAACGUUUUUAAUUAUUUUUGUUGUUGCCUAUUGGCAUUCUUACCACAAGAAGCAUUCCAAAAUUUGUUUACCUACACAUAAGUUAUUGUAUAAUUUACUUAUUAUAACUUUAAAUAUAAAUUAUUUAAAAGAAACUCGCGAUAAUUUAUUACAAUAUAGCCUUCGCCAGCAACUGAGAGUCUCACCCAAAAGUAAUAAUGCAUCGUAAUCAAUUUGUUGAAAUUUGAACAUAAUUGAAUCAUUGAACGCAACACUAAAAAUGAAAACAUGUAAAAUAUUUCGUUAGAGUUUGAACGCGCAUGAAUCAAAUAUCAAAGACUUUGUACAUGUCACCUGUCCAGAAUCCUGCCGUUUAAGCCAAGUACAUUAUACGGCGGCAAACAACGAUAAACCACAAUAUACGAUUUACGUUACCGA